Molecule: messenger RNA, 1167 nt
Organism: Paramecium pentaurelia
Lineage: Eukaryota; Ciliophora; Oligohymenophorea; Peniculida; Parameciidae
Source: the annotation of a GenBank genome assembly
AUGAAAAUAUUUUAUAUCCUUUCAUUCAUAGUGACUCUAUGUAAGACAUAGAUAAAUAUGGCAUUUUGUGAUGAUUACAUUGAAUAUGAUAUGAAUUAUUUUGGAAAGUUUAUUUCAAAUGCCAAGCUUUCUAAUAACACAGAUGCAAUCUUGGCUGAAAAAAGAGUGCUUAUUAUUGAUGAUGAACUUAAUGUAUUAAGUUCAUUACCAAUACCUAAAACUCAGACUCAUAAUUGCGAAUGGAUAUUCCAAUAAAGUUCUGAUACUUUCUUUGUUGGAUGUCAAAAGAAUGGAGAAUCUCCUUACUUAAUUGCUUAUAGAAGUAUUAAUUAGACUCAUUAUUAAUAAUUUGGGGACAUAGUGUACUUCCCUAAUUUAAAUGAAACCAUAAUCAAGGUAACUGGAACCUUAAAUACACUAUUUACUAUUUAAUCAAAAAAAGUCACUUUGUUCACUUUAGUAUUGUCAGCAUCAGAUUGGAGUAUAAAGACAACUCAAAAUGUAUUGGAUAAGAAUUAUUUUGCAAGAACAACUGAAAUAAAUAUCACUGAUAUAACUCUAGCACCUUUUAUAUAAGAUAACUUAUAGUAAUAUAAAUUGAUUGUAGUUGAAUACAAUCUUGGAGCAUUUUGGGUAGAUGCAGUAGUAAGAAAUAAUAUACUCUCACCGUUUAGAAAUGGCCUCAUAAAUCUAUAUUAUUUCUCUAAUUAUUAAAAAUACUAUUAAUCAGCUGUUAUCCAUUCCACAACCUAAAAUGUAUCUCAAAUUGUUUUUACAAUUUUUUAUAAUGGGAAUUAUGAUAUAAGCAUUAAAGUAGUUUAUGUAUCAACUUAUACAACAGAAGUUUAUGAAACUUAUCAAUUUAGGUCAAAUGAGUGGGCAUCAUGGAAUAAACCAAUUCUAUUUGGAAACUUAUAAGGGAUCCUUCGUAGAAAUACAUUAAAGUAAAGCAUUUUUAAUGUUUAUAACAUCUAAAUCCCUGUUGCUAAUGCCCAAUACGAAAGUAAUUUAACUUCCCCUGUAUAUGAUCCAGUAGAUACUUUCACUUCUCCUCCAUAAGAUUUUGCUAUUUAUUAUUUUAAUACUGGAUACAGAGUAGUGCAUAGUAUAGAAAACAAUAAGUUAUAAAGUUGUGACCUUUACAAUUAUAAAUUGCAAAUGGAAUGA